Gadus macrocephalus (Pacific cod) is the source of this 1906-nucleotide messenger RNA. RefSeq names its product farnesyltransferase, CAAX box, beta (gene fntb). The record is from RefSeq and is a predicted model, not a curated record. Lineage: Eukaryota; Metazoa; Chordata; Actinopteri; Gadiformes; Gadidae. Gene Ontology annotation, molecular function: protein farnesyltransferase activity. Gene Ontology annotation, biological process: protein farnesylation. Gene Ontology annotation, cellular component: protein farnesyltransferase complex. Bases 136 to 1425 code for a protein of 429 amino acids. The transcript has 12 exons.
UGCGCGCGCAGACCACGCCCACUGUUAUGUUGAGCGGAAGUGAAUAGUAACGGAGAAGGCUAUCAAAUAAAAACUACCAACACAAACCGAAAGCGUUGUAAUUUCACAAACCACGGAAUUUAAUUCAUAUCUAUUAUGGAAAACACGCCACCGACUUUGCGUUGCUUUAAUGAAAACCAUUGUGCAGAGUUGUUCCCUGACGACGGAGUGGAGACAGUAACUUCAGAGGAGCAGAAAAAAGUUGAACGCAACAUUGAAGAAGUCCUAAGUGUUUACAAGCAAAUACACAGUGUACCAGAGCCAACGCUUUUACGGGAACAGCACUACCAGUAUCUCAAGAAAGGUUUACGUACCCUCUCCGACGCUUACGAGUGUCUGGAUGCCAGCAGACCAUGGCUUUGCUAUUGGAUUCUUCACAGUCUGGAGCUGCUGGAGGAACCAAUUCCUGCUGCUGUGGCUUCAGAUGUGUGUCAGUUCCUGGCCCACUGCCAGAGCCCAACCGGGGGUUUUGCGGGGGGCCCCAGACAGCACGCGCACCUGGCCCCCACCUACGCCGCUGUCAACGCCCUGUGCAUCAUCGGGACGGAGGAGGCCUACGGCAUCAUAGACCGGGAGAGGCUGCUGGACUUCCUGCGCUCCGUCAAGCAGCCAGAUGGGUCCUUUGUGAUGCACGUCAGCGGCGAGGUGGAUGUCAGGAGUGCGUACUGCGCAGCCUCCGUGGCCUCGCUCACUAACAUCCUCACGCCCAAACUCUUUGAGGACACCCCGGGCUGGAUCCUACGGUGUCAGAAUUGGGAGGGCGGUCUCGGGGGUGUUCCUGGCCUGGAGGCCCACGGCGGCUACACCUUCUGUGGCACAGCGGCCAUGGUCAUCCUGGGCAAGGAGCAUAUGCUGGAUCUGAAAGGCCUGCUGCGUUGGACGGUCAGCAGACAGAUGCGCUACGAGGGAGGCUUCCAGGGCCGCUGUAACAAGCUGGUGGACGGCUGCUACUCCUUCUGGCAGGCAGGGCUCCUGCCCCUGCUGCACCGGGCCUUCUUCAGGGACGGUGAGUCUGAGCUGAGUCUGCAGAGGUGGAUGUUCGAGCAGCAGGCCCUGCAGGAGUACAUCCUCCUGUGCUGCCAGAACCCGGCCGGAGGGCUCCUGGACAAACCUGGCAAGUCCAGAGAUUUCUACCACACCUGUUACUGUUUGAGUGGCCUCUCCGUAGCACAGCACUUUGGCAACGUGGACCUCCACCGCGAGUUCAUCCUGGGAAAGGAGGAGAACCGACUGGCGCCGACCCACCCAGUGUACAACAUCUGCCCAGAGAAGGUGGCCGCGGCUCUGCAGCACUUCCACCGGCUGCCCGUGUCUAGCCUGAGCUCCGCCCCCUCCUCCAGCAGCCACCAACAACCGGCCCCCGCCGCCGACGGGGAGCUGUCGUAGGGCCCCACGGAGCCUCGAGCGGGCGUCAACGGUGGAGGCAAGCUCCACCUGUCCUCACCCUGCAGGCGGUCUCCCAGUAGAUGUGGACAGACCUUAGCACCACGAAGGCAGACUGUGGUGCCGCAACGGACAUAUGGGGCUGGGGAUUUUAGUGGGGGGCUGGGGGGUUAGGACUGGCUGGAAUAAAAGAUGGGUUUGGUGGGACGUGUUUGCGUUUCACUGAGUUUCUGCUAGCCCAGUUGCUUUGUUUUCUGAACGUCACGCGGUCUAGACGGGUGAAAGUGAGGCUGUACGAAGGGUCUUGUGAUGGCACGUAACCAAGUUCACGGACGACAGCGCUUUGGACGUGAUUAGGCAUGAGGCGUGACGUGUAUGCUCAGUAACUAAUAAUAGCUAAUGUAGUGAACUGUGACAUGGAGAUUCUGCUGGACACUGCAUCACGGCUAUUCUAAAAAAUAAAAUCCCCAUGCAAAACCCUAAA